Molecule: messenger RNA, 3454 nt
Organism: Equus caballus (horse)
Lineage: Eukaryota; Metazoa; Chordata; Mammalia; Perissodactyla; Equidae
Gene: ZC2HC1A
Product: zinc finger C2HC-type containing 1A
Source: RefSeq, a predicted model, not a curated record
GUUAGCGGGUGGGAGGCGCGGCCGCGUUGCUACAGCCGGAGCUGGGCGGUGGCGGGCGCUGUCGGAGGAGGCUCGGAGAGCUCUGUGUGGUGGCGCCAUGGAGGGGCUGGAAGAAAAUGGAAGUGUCCAAGUUGGAGAAUUAUUACCUUGCAAGAUUUGUGGAAGAACAUUCUUUCCAGUGGCAUUAAAAAAACAUGGACCCAUUUGCCAGAAAACUGCCACUAAAAAACGGAAGACUUUUGAUUCAAGCAGACAAAGAGCAGAAGGAACUGAUAUUCCAACAGUAAAACCUCUUAAACCUAGGCCUGAACCACCAAAGAAACCAUCUAAUUGGAGAAGAAAACAUGAAGAGUUCAUUGCCACCAUAAGAGCUGCUAAAGGCCUUGAUCAGGCUCUUAAAGAGGGUGGCAAGCUUCCUCCUCCUCCUCCGCCUUCUUAUGAUCCUGAUUAUAUUCAGUGCCCAUAUUGCCAGAGAAGAUUUAAUGAAAAUGCAGCUGAUAGGCAUAUAAAUUUCUGUAAGGAACAGGCAGCACGUAUUAGCAAUAAAGGCAAAUUUUCUACUGAUACCAAAGGAAAAGCAACUUCCCGGACACAGUAUAAGCCGCCUGCACCUAAAAAGUCGAGUUCUCCUGGAACUGCGUUGUCAGGCUCUUCACGAUUACCGCAGCCGAGCAGCACCGGCAAAACUGUUGUAGGUGUGCCUUCAGGUAAAGUGUCUUCAGUUAGCAGCUCUGUGGGAAACAAACUUCAGACCUUAUCCCCCUCCCAUAAAGGGAUUGCAGCCCCUCAAGUAGGAGCUAACAUCAAGCCUCGAAAUUCCACACCACCCAGUUUGGCACGAAAUCCUGCCUCAGGUGUGCUUACAAGCAAAAGAAGAACAUAUACCGAUAGCUACAUAGCCAGGCCAGAUGGAGACUAUAUAUCUUCACUUAAUGGCGGAAACAUUAAAGGCAUUGAAGGAAAUUCAUCUGGACACUUACCGAAAUUCUGCCAUGAGUGUGGGACUAAAUACCCUGUAGAGUGGGCGAAGUUCUGCUGUGAAUGUGGCAUUCGAAGAAUGGUUCUGUGAACAAAAUCCUGAGAGAAAAAGAGCUAAGUCCAGAGAUUUAUGACUAUUGCUGCUUAGUCAGCUAGAGCACUUCCUCUAGUUAUUUUCUGCUAAAAUUGUUCAGAAGACUUUUUCUUAGCAAUCUUUGGAGUAUAAUCUUUUGGCUAUGUAAUGUGUGUGUGUGUGUAUGUAUGUAUGUAUACUGUAUAUAAUAAAUACCUGAUACCCCAAACUGUGCCAUUCAAGGAAAUAUUCACUUAUCUGUCAGAAAAUAGUUUCAAGUGGAAUCACUAACUUAGGUAUUACUUUUCUGUCUUGUUAAAGCACAGUAAGUAUACUUCCACAAACUCUCAAACUCUACUGCUUAGCCCUUUGAGCUUUAGGAUGAUCAUUACUUUGAGCAAAAAAUCAGAAUAGACAUUGUUAUUAUUGGUGUCUAUUUUCAGAUAUCAUAAUAGGAUGAGAUGCUUGGAAUUUUGGAAUUGAAGAGAAUAUUUUUAGUUACAAUUAGUUAUGUGAGGUCAUUUUCUUGUAGAGCUCCUCAACAAAUAAUUUUAUAAAUAUCAAAAAAAAAGAAAGAAAAAAACCCCUAAGGUUUAUGUUGCCUUUUACUUGGUGUAUUAUUAUAUAAUUUAAAGACCUUUAUGCGUUCUUUGAAAAUGUAAUUAUGCAGUUUUCUUUUCAGAUGCACAAGGCUGAAAAUACAAAAGUUUCUUAUUCUAGUUAUGACCGAAUGAUUUUUUUACCUCUGUGUGUUUUGGUUGAAUGUAUAUUCUUUCUACUUUGAAUUGGGUCUCCAGAUUUCACUUUUUUUCUUUUUUGAUAACCUCACAUCUAAAGAGGAGUUUUAUUUUUUGCAGUUCAAAAAUGUAAUUAAAGAUGCACAGAAUUCCUUGCAAAAUCUUUCAUGUUUAUUUCUAUGUAUCUGAAUUUAGAAGAAAUUAUUUUAAUACAAACCACCUCACCUAAUAAAUAGUGACUUUGGUAAUUAAUCAUUAGUGCAGGGCAUGCAGGUAAAAAGUAUUUGCAUCUUAGUCCCUUGAAGUAUAGUGAGAUGUAGUUAUGAGUAGGUUAAGAGAAUAUCUAAUUUUUCCUACUUGUAUUUCCUUCUUACCGUUUAAUGUUGAAACACCAUUCACAUCACAAUAAAAAGCCACUGAAAACGCGUUGCUUUAAUGCAUGGCUGACUUAUUAUGUAAUUAAACAUCCACAAAAAUUUAGUUAUACUCUAACUUUGGUGAGAAUACAGCUUUUAAUCACUGUCACUUUCCGUGUAACAUAGUAUCCAGUAGUAGCUAUCUGUCUUUGAUUGCUUGUGCAGCCAUAUUCAGUAAUUCAGUAGUAAUUUCUGUUGAAUCAAACCUGACAGAGCUUUGAUCCUAUUAUAAAGGUACAAGCAAAUCUUUUAUACGCAAUUUUUAGCUUCUUGCUUAUGAUUCUGAUCAAUUAAGGAUCAUUGUAGAAAUUUGUGUUGUAUAAUUUUCUUUGAAAUUUAUUUAUGCUUAAACUUUAUAAUUUUAUUCAUUAGUUUUUUGUUCAGGCAGGGGGAAUAAACUUAGUGGUGACGGGAAUUAUCAUUUUACUUACCUUAUAGUUUCUUUCCUUAUUCAUCUUUUAAUAAGAAAGACUUCUUACUCUUUUUUUCUGGUUGUCUUUAUUUAGUCAUAUUGGUCAAAAAGAGAGUCCAUCAAUUAGAAUAAACUGUAAUAAAUUUAGGAGAAUAAUGUACAUAUUAGAUUUCCAUUUCACUAAUUUAUGUUCUUCUGUCCUAAUUGUUAUAAAUUAUAUGAAGAACUGUAAACUUUUGUUUUAUCUAAACCUGAGCACUGUUUUCUUUCAAGUUUUCUUUUAAGACCACAUAAUUUUUUGUCUAUCCAAAGAAGGGAUAGAUAACUGUGUUUAAAUUAAAUAAAGUGGCACAUGUUGGUAUCUCACUGAAUUUUACAGUAGCAAAUGAAUGUUGUAAUGUACUACAUGGAAAAUGAGUUGGUAAGAAAUCAUUCAAUUCCAGAACCCAGAGAUUAUUAUAAACAGUAAGUAGGUGAAGUAUACUUAUGAAUUAUGAAACAUGUUGUGACAAUGUAUUUAAAUGUAUUUCUAUGUUACUUGCAUAUAGUGUUCUCACAUUGAUUUGUUGUGCAAUAGUUCGGUUUUAAGAAAUUUUUCUAGUUCAGUGCAUCAUUUAUUAUUAUUUAUUUUCACAAGUAUUUGCCUGUGUGGUAGAAUUUAAAAAAUUAUUCUAAGCUUAAAUUAUAAUGUAAAAAUUGCUUGUAUCUUAUUCUGAAAGUUAUUAGCUUAAAAAAGUAAGAUUAUUAUGGCUGCUGUUGUCUCUUGUUCACUCUGUUUUUUUAUUACAAAUAAUAUCUUCAUUUUGAACCUAUUCAAUAAAGACAUGAAUCAAAAAAA